Haliotis rubra (blacklip abalone) is the source of this 1152-nucleotide messenger RNA. Its product is annotated as neuronal acetylcholine receptor subunit alpha-9-like. Gene Ontology annotation, molecular function: extracellular ligand-gated monoatomic ion channel activity; transmembrane signaling receptor activity; neurotransmitter receptor activity. The coding region runs from base 1 to 1152 and encodes 383 amino acids. Gene Ontology annotation, biological process: nervous system process; monoatomic ion transmembrane transport; regulation of membrane potential. Gene Ontology annotation, cellular component: synapse; membrane; neuron projection. The record is from RefSeq and is a predicted model, not a curated record. Lineage: Eukaryota; Metazoa; Mollusca; Gastropoda; Lepetellida; Haliotidae. The transcript has a single exon.
AUGGUAUCAAAUGCUGUGGGUCUGAACACAUCGAGUAGAUUAAAACAUCAAUUGUUUCGAGACACUCUGAUUCAUGGAUACCCAAAGGACAUUCCGCCAUCGCCCUUAGAAGAUCCUUACUUGGUCACUGUGAACGUGUCCUUCUUUCUGCUUUAUUUCCAGGGUCUCGACGUCGCUAGUCAGGUCCUCACAGUCUUUGGAACUUUGACUUUCACGUGGUAUGACCCACUUCUUGUUUGGAACAGUUCAUCACACGAGAAUCCUACUUAUCUGAAAUUGAAGACAAAUGAAAUAUGGACGCCCACAGUAGUGUUUUCCAACAAUGCUGGCCCUCCACUAGACACUACCAAUGCCUUGAUAUAUGGCUUUGGAGAUGGUCACGUUUCCAUGACAAUCACUGACUUGUUCCACACUCAAUGCUUCGUCGAUGUCACACAUUAUCCUUUUGACAAGCAGAAGUGUGGCAUCUUCCUCAAUCCUUUGGUUGGUUACUCUUUCAACCAUACUCGUGUUGAAUCCAACCCUUUCACCAGCUUCUUGGGGAAGAGCGUCGAAUGGAAUGUAGAGAACGUUUCUUUGCGUGUAGAAAAGCUACCCAAGGUUAAUGGUGUUGAUGAGGUUGCCAAAAUUGUCUUCAGUCUGUCACGUGAGUACACGUUUUAUCUUCUGACUGUGAUCACACCCGUGUCUCUGUUGUCCGUGAUGAACGCCUGUGCCUUCCUUCUGCCUGUAGAGUCGGGAGAGAAGAUCUCCUACCUCAUCUCAAUCCUCGUCACGUACGCUGUGUUCCUUAACUUCGUCAUUGAAGUGUUGCCCAAGUCUGGAGUUCCGUCCCGCCUCGCCAUUUACCUGAUCCUGGUGUUCUGCCAAAGCUGUGCCGCCAUCUUGACUACACUUGGCCUCCUCAAUCUGUAUCAUGGAGCAGACGACAAACAGUUGUCCAGCACUGAGGCGACACCUGUCGAGAUGAACCCUCGUGAUGGACUUGAUCUCGAUAAACUAAGUGCAAAGGUGUCUCCGAUUGAAACUGAAGUCAGUGAGGCAAAAGUCCCGAAGACAAGAGGGAGGAAAUGGAUCAAAUCACUGGAGAGAAAACUAUUCUUGGUUUUCCUGGCAUUUGCCUUGUCGUCUUUCAUUAUUCUGUUUGUGUAA